Messenger RNA from Chrysochloris asiatica (Cape golden mole), 669 nucleotides. RefSeq names its product growth arrest and DNA-damage-inducible, gamma interacting protein 1 (gene GADD45GIP1). Lineage: Eukaryota; Metazoa; Chordata; Mammalia; Afrosoricida; Chrysochloridae. Bases 1 to 669 code for a protein of 222 amino acids. The record is from RefSeq and is a predicted model, not a curated record. Gene Ontology annotation, cellular component: nucleus. The transcript is spliced from 2 exons.
AUGGCGGCUCCUGCCCAGCCACUCCGCGGCCUGCUCCGGCUGAUGGCCACCCUGAACCCGGGCUCUCGCAGGUAUAGGGCGCCGCCACCCCCACGCCGCUCUCCAGGGCCCUGGUGGCCGAACCCGGAGGACCCGCUCACCCCACGCUGGCAGCUGGAACCGCGCUAUGCGGCCAAGCAGUUCGCUCGGCACGGCGCCGCCUCCGGGGUGGCCCCGGGUUCACUGUGGCCAUCGCGGGAGCAGCUGAGCGAGCUGGAGGCCGAGGAGCGCGAGUGGUGCCCUAGCCUAGCGGCCAUGCAGGAGUCGCUCCGCGCUCAGCAGCUGGCCGAAGAACAGAAACGUCAGGCCAGGGAGCAACUCAUCGCGGAGCAGAUGGCCAAGAUGCCACAGAUGAUUGAGGAUUGGCGGCGGCAGCAGCGGGAACGCUGGGAGAAAGCACAGGCAGAUAAGGAACGGCGGGCAAGGCUGCAAGCUGAGGCCCAGGAGCGCCUAGGCUACCAUGUGGACCCGAGGAGCACCCGUUUCCAGGAACUGCUGCAGGACUUGGAGAAGCAGCAGCGCAAGCGCCUCAAGGAGGAAAAACAAAGGCAGAAAAAGGAAGCACGAGCUGCUGCAGUGGCCACUGCUGCCAUCCAGGAUCCAGCUACCUCAGAGGCAGCCAGCUCCUAA